UUAGAAAUUGCAAAAGAAUAUGAACCUAAUGAUUAUAUGGAAAAUAUAAUAUUUCCUGGUUGUAAAUUGAAAUUAUUACGAACCGAGACGGCUUUGAAUGACUUGAAAAAAGAAAAUUAUGCAAGUAUCAUAGAAGCAGAAUCACAACAUUCUGAUCUUAUACCUGCGAAAUACGAAGGUGGUUUAAAAAUCUGGGAAUGCAGUUACGAUUUAGCACAUUAUUUAUUUGAGAACAACGUUGAUUUACAAAAUAAAUGUAUUUUGGAUUUGGGAUGCGGUACUGGUAUUGUUGGCCUCAUUGCUCUUCUAAAAAAUAGCAUCGUUCAUUUUCAAGACUACAAUGUAGAAGUGAUUAAGACCGUAACGAUUCCAAACGUGUUGUUAAAUAUCGAUGAUCGGAAAAGCAUCGUAAAGAGAUGUCAAUUCUUUUGCGGCGACUGGGAAUCGUUCACAAAAUUAAAUAAUUCGGACAAUGAGACUGAGUUGAUAAAGUACGAUAUAAUUUUUACAAGUGAAACCAUUUAUAAUCCCGAUAAUCAUAGAAAACUGUAUGAAGUUUUUAAACGAAAACUCAAACAAGAGGGUGUCGGAUUUAUUGCCGCUAAAACUUAUUAUUUCGGUGUUGGAGGAGGAAUGAGGCAAUUUCAGAAUCUCAUAGAGGAAGAUGAUAUCUUUAAUAUCGAAAUAGCAUGGAGAAGUAAAGAGGGCGUGCAAAGAGAAAUUCUAAAAAUUACAAGAAAGCAACAACCUUAACCAGAAUCGCAAUUUCUCAGCCACCUAUUAAACAAAUGUUGUAUUAUUUAUAUUUUAACAUAAAAUGUUUCGUCACGAUUA
Molecule: messenger RNA, 834 nt
Organism: Ceratina calcarata
Lineage: Eukaryota; Metazoa; Arthropoda; Insecta; Hymenoptera; Apidae
Product: histidine protein methyltransferase 1 homolog
Exons: 5
Coding region: 37-753 (238 amino acids)
Biological process (GO): peptidyl-histidine methylation, to form tele-methylhistidine
Cellular component (GO): nucleus
Molecular function (GO): protein-L-histidine N-tele-methyltransferase activity
Source: RefSeq, a predicted model, not a curated record